UCUCAAUUCAACAACAUUCAUCCUCAUCUUGCUUACACCUUCUCUACCCUUCGCACCUUUAUUUAUCUACCGCUUUUUAUUUUUUCUGUAAUAUGAGAACAUCUGUAUGUCUACCUGCCUUUAUAACCCUUGCCCUGAGUGUGGCCAUCGCGAAGGCCACUGUCGAGCCUAUCCGUGGGGUUUCACCUUCUAAUGCCGAUCGAUACGUUCCUGAUAAAAAUGGACAAUGGAAAUGCCAGGAUGGAUUGAAAACAAUUCCUUUUUCGGCCAUUAAUGAUGACUAUUGCGACUGUCAAGACGGUUCAGACGAGCCUGGCACAUCUGCCUGUGGGACAUGGCCCUUUUACUGUAAAAACAUUGGCCAUGUGGGUAAUGAGAUCAAGUCAUCCCGAGUAAACGAUGGUGUCUGUGAUCCAGAAUGCUGCGAUGGCAGUGACGAAAGCGAUGGUCAAAUUCAUUGUCCUAAUAUCUGUGAAGAAGUCGGCACUCGUGCUAGAGAGGAGCAGGAAAGGAUUCAGAAGAUCCGUCGAAAUGGAAGCCGGCUAAGGAGACAGUACAUUCAACGCGGAAAAAACAUCAAACAGAAAAUGAUGAAGGAUUUGAGAGAUCUGAAGUCUAAAACAAAGCAGUUAGAAAACCAGACAGCUGCUGCGAAAAAAAAACUAGAGGCCGCCAAUGAGAAACAAGAAGCGUAUUUCGAAGGGUCAAAGAAAGAACGUGAAGCUACCCGCAAAACUCAAUUGGUGUCGUUCAUCAAGGAACAGAAAGUACGUCUAAAGCGUGCUCAUGAGAGCAGGGAAUUACUCUUUAACACUUUGAAAACCCUCAAGGAAAAUCACAAUAAGAAUUACCACGAUCUCAUCGUCAAGGACACAGUCGCUGGAUUCGAUGAAUACAUUACAGGUCAGGGAGAGGAUUGGAUGAGCACAAUUUAUGCAGGGGACAAGGACGGUGAUAAUGACAACAACAGCGAUGAAGUUGCUAUUGAAGGCUCCUCGGACAGUCAUUUCAAAGCACUGGUGGAAGAAACAAACAUCAUUUUGCGAGAAAUCGGCUCCUUGUUCGAUCUGCUCGAUAGUAUGCGACUUGAUUAUAACAAGGAAUAUAAUGAUGAGGCGGUCCUGGCAGCUGUCAAGGUUACUGAGGAUUUUGAAGCCAUUUGGAACCUGGAUCGCCAAGAGUUCAAGGGCGAAGAGCCAUUAGAGAUCCCUGAGGAGGAGCAAGGAGACACUCCGGAGGCACUAAGGCUGAAAGAAGAAGUGACUUUGGCACAAGAGGAAUAUGAUACGGUAUCAAACGAGGAACGAGAAGUGAGCGAACGUAUCACCGAUAUCGAGAAAAAAAUGAAGAUGGACUUUGGUCCAGAUGAGACUUUUGCUGAGCUUCUAGACCAAUGUUUCGAAUAUAAGGAUAUUGAGUACAUCUACUCAAUCUGUCUUUAUGGUGGUGCACACCAAAAAUCAUCUACGACAACCUCUCUUGGCACAUUCGCGGCAUGGGAUACUGAGACAGAUGUUCCAUACACUGUCCAGCAUUAUACGCGUGGCGACAAGUGCUGGAAUGGGCCUGAACGCUCUGUUAGAUUCGAGAUGAACUGUGGUGAAACUAAUGAGAUCAUCUCUGUAUCAGAGCCAGCCAAGUGUGAAUACUUAAUCAAGUUUCAAACACCUGCUGUGUGUUCUCUAUUGGCCGAUGAUGAUGCUGAUAUCGAUGAUCAAACAAAAGGAGCAAAUGAAGCACCUGUUGUCGCAGCACCGGGCUCUGUCAAGAACAAGGAUAGCAAGAAUAGUCUCAACACACAUAAGGAUAGCAAGGAUGGUCCUAAAGCACAUGAUGAACUCUAGACAAAGACAUCUAUAAUACACGUACAGCAUAAAAAAAGACGUAGUGUUGCGAAAGAGAGCAAGACUGAGAAGACUAUUUUUUUCGAAGUGAGAUGAGACAGUCAGUUCUUGGGUUGGUGUUGCAUUAAGAGAGAAAUGGAAUUGACUUUUUACUUAUCAGAUCAAAAUGGCUCUUUGGAUAAUGAGCUUUUUUUUUGGGAGGGUCCCACUCCUAUAGACUAUAAACUGUACAUGUACAAGUUUUUGGGACUAGAUUUAUACUAGGCUAAACUUCGUUUAUCCAUUUUAGUCUUGACCGUCGUUGAAAUAAAUCACAGCAUAAAGUGUGAAAGAGCUCUGGCGGGACCUGAAAUACG
Molecule: messenger RNA, 2200 nt
Organism: Lobosporangium transversale
Lineage: Eukaryota; Fungi; Mortierellomycota; Mortierellomycetes; Mortierellales; Mortierellaceae
Product: glucosidase II beta subunit-like-domain-containing protein
Exons: 7
Coding region: 93-1844 (583 amino acids)
Biological process (GO): N-glycan processing
Cellular component (GO): glucosidase II complex
Molecular function (GO): protein binding
Source: RefSeq, a predicted model, not a curated record